AUGACACCCUUCCCUAGGGCAGGCUUGAACAGGCCUUCCUCCUGGGACACUUGGGGGUCUCUGAGGCGUUUUGGACACUGCUCAGAGGACGACGUCGAUCCCGACCAACAUUGGCUGACGUGGGUGGAAUGUUCUCCAGCUAUGCCUUUCCUGGCCUACACCAAGGUAAAAGGUCCUUGGGCGGCACCCAGAGGUAACAAUGAAGUGCGAGGACAGCCUAGCUCCAAUCCACCUCGCGACACAAGAAUGACGAGCAGUUGCUUUUCCUAUCCUUGCCCAGUUCAAAGCCUAGGUCGGACUGGCAGGGCCAAGCGAAUACCAUGGGUGUACGUCACUCAUAAUGGGCACACAUCGCUCAACAUUGCCUCCCUGAGCGAAGAUAUCGCUACCAUACGAAACCUACUGGAAGCUGGCGCCGACGUCGACUGCACGGCAAAGGGCCACGGAUGCUCGUCGCUGCACCACGCCACCACGGCCAAAAUCAUGGCAGUCCUCCUCCAGUACAAUCCCGACGUCAACAUAGCCUAUGGCGAUGGCAAGACGACUCUCUACUCCCUCACUUCGACUACCUUGCUAGACAUGGUAGCAGCCAAGGCACUGGUCAACAUCGGGACUAAGGUUAAUCUCCAAGACAACAAAGGCCGCACGCCACUCCUCGACAUGGUGCCAAUUGUCAGCGACAGCAGUAGCCGCAGCUACAGUCUCGUUGUAGAGUACCUCCUGUCUAAGAAGGCAGACCUUAAUAUCCCGACCCUGCUCGACGUCUCACCCUUGCGCUGCGGAUCCGUGGCUUCCAGGCUGGGCUGGACAGCGCUGUGCUGGGCGGCAAGGGAGACAGCGGCGAACAGGAAGAUGGAGGUCAUUAAGCUGCUGCUGGGACAGGGAGGAAAGAGGUCUCUUAAGGUUCAAGCCUAUGAAGAGGAUGAACAGUGGACUCUCAAGGCGAUCACAACUUUCCAUGGCCUGCCGGCGACUGUGAUGGAGCUACUUGAGGGAGAGCUGGAACCGGAGGCAACACGUGGCAUGGAACGGUACAGUUCAUUACAGUGA
Messenger RNA from Fusarium vanettenii 77-13-4, 1050 nucleotides. RefSeq lists its product as uncharacterized. The record is from RefSeq and is a predicted model, not a curated record. The transcript is spliced from 4 exons. Gene Ontology annotation, molecular function: protein binding. NCBI's taxonomy places the organism in Eukaryota, Fungi, Ascomycota, Sordariomycetes, Hypocreales, Nectriaceae. Gene Ontology annotation, cellular component: nucleus; cytoplasm. Bases 1 to 1050 code for a protein of 349 amino acids.